UUGUACCUCGGUCGAUUCGUACCUCAUAAUGAGAUAAAGGUGACGGAGUCAGUCAAGGUUUGCCGAAUGGUGACGGAAACGGCCGAUGUUUGAUGAAUGGUGUUGGAAUAGAUAACAGACAAGUGUCACUCAUCGGAAUGAGGUCGCUUACUACACAAGUUUAUUCUGUAGGAGGAAAACUAUUAAAAGAAUGCCGGCUUAACGACAGACAUUUAACUGUACUGAAUGUAUUACUUCGUUAUAACUCAGAUAAAGGUGAAGGGACUGCCAGAACCAAGAAAGGUUCUACAGAAUCCCCUACAACGAAGGAUGAACCAAACCAGAUGAAAAAAUACAGAAAAAUUCUUGGUGGCGGAUUCUUAGUAGGCGGAGGAGCGGCGAUCGGCGCACCUGCCUUGUUGCAUACAGCGGGGUUCAAGAGUACAGGAGUGGCUGCAGGAUCUUUGGGGGCGUGGUUAAUGUCCGUAGGAGCCACGGGGCUGAGCGGAGGAGCGCUGUUAACUAUAGGAUCAAUAGCGGGCGGAUCUUAUGUUGUGAUGAAAAUUUAUAAAACAACGAAAAAACCAUAA
This is a messenger RNA of Saccostrea cuccullata (small rock oyster), 569 nucleotides long. RefSeq lists its product as uncharacterized. The coding region runs from base 93 to 569 and encodes 158 amino acids. The transcript has 3 exons. The record is from RefSeq and is a predicted model, not a curated record. NCBI's taxonomy places the organism in Eukaryota, Metazoa, Mollusca, Bivalvia, Ostreida, Ostreidae.